CUGUCUGGGAAUUCUUUUUAAUCAGAUAAAGGGCAUUGAAGGUGCUUGAUUAUUGGCUUCUUGUAAAGUAGUCAUUUGAAAGGAGAGAGACUUCUUGAGCUGAAACAUGAUUAGUGAACAAAUGGUAACAGUGACCCUCUCCUUGGACAGAUAGUGUAUUUUUAGGUUUUUCAUAAUCUUCUGAUCUGUUACUUCUGUUUUGAAAUGCAUUAGAAAAGGAAGACCUGGGACCUGGACUGACUGUCUUGCGUUAAAUGGCUCCUGAGCAGGAUGAGAGUGAAGUUGCUGAAUGUGUUGUGGUGAAAAUGCCCUUCCCUUCCUGUAAGAAGUGUAACUUGAUAAUUUGGGUUUACAUAUUUGCUGGGGUUCUUCCAAUUUAUUCUUUCCUUGAAAUGGUAGGACUAGGAAACAGCUGUCGCGGGAUGAAGUCUCCACCACUCCUCAUGGCUGCACUUGUGGCAUGCAUAAUUGUUUUGGGUUUCAAUUACUGGAUUGCAAGUUCUCGAAGCAUGGAUCUGCAGGAUCGAGUCAUGGAUCUGGAAGGCAAGGUCCGCAGGGCAGCAGCGGAGAGGGGUGCUGUGGAGCAAAAAAAGAAUGAAUUCCAAGGGGAGCUUGAGAAGCAGCGACAGCAGAUCGACAAAAUCCAGUCCUUGCACAGCUUUCAGAUGGAAAAUGCCAACAGAGUACACCAGGAAGAGAAGGCAGUGCUGAUGAGUAACAUCACAGUAAAUGAUCGAUUGAUUCAGAGUCUACGAGAACACUUGAAAGAGUUACAGACAGAAUAUGGAAAGCUACAGCUGGAUGUUUACUGGUUUCAAAAGAACCAGACUAACCUUCAGAGGAAGUUCUCAUACGACCUGUCACAAUGCAUCAACCAGAUGAAAGAAUUAAAAGAACAAUGUGAAGAAAGGAUAGAUGAGCUUACAAAAAAGAGUAGUGAUGUACCACAAAUCAAAGAAAACAAAGACUUGACAGAAGAUAGCCAGGUCGAUACUCAACUGUCAGCAUUGAAGCAAACGGGGUUCAAGCAGGCUGACUUGAAACAGCAAAAAAGCAGUGAAGAUGUUCCUAAAGCUGUACCUACAGUAAGAAAGACAGACCUGAUGCAGGCUCAAGAAAGAACAGACAGCUUAACCGACAUCAGAAAACAGGAGCCUAAGGGAGAAGAGGAGCAGCUUUCUAGUCAGUUGGAAAAACCUCAAGAGUCACUUAAGGCUACUGCAGGUCACAAGGAGAUGCCGCCUGAGUCAGAGAAGAAGCCAAAUCCACCCGAGGAUGAGAAACAUGUAGCUAGGCAAGACACAUUAGAGCCAGCAGCAGAGCAGGCUGCCAGUAAGGAAAUUGAGAGGGAAGAGCUCCUAAAUUACGAUGAUAAGCAGGAUGACUUGCCCCCUGGAAAGGCUGACAAACAGGAACGUGAAGCAGCGAACCAGGACAAGGAUGUUGAUUACAACUUAGAUGUGAAUGAAGCUGAGUCAGAAACAGACAAGCAAGCAGCACUUGCAGGGAUUGAAAAUGUUCAAAACCCUGAAGAUCUGAAGAACCACUUACCUGACCAUGAUGAAGGACAACAGAAGUUGUGAACAAAGGAAGUUCAUGAUGCAACUGAGUCACGUCUUCAUCCAAAUGCAGAAAUGAUCCAAGCGAAGUGAUCUUAGAAGAUUUUGAUUAUCUUCUAAAGACUUGACUAGGGGCCCAAACCAAGUAGUAUUUUGUGAAGUUUUAGUACUGUUGCAAUGGGGGAAAGAUGUAAAUCUCUGGUGGUUUGCUUCAAAGCAAUUUGGCCUCUGCAAUGACUUUCUCCUUCCUAUAAAUUAUAAAAUUGCAAUCAGGUAGCAAUAAAGGUAGUAACUUUGAAUUGGCUACUUUGUAUAGUCAUACUACAGUAUGCGUAGGUGUGGAUUGGUGGUAGAUGAUGAGCAGUCCUCUGCCAAGGAUGGAUCUCUCCCCUGAGCAAUGCACAGUAGAGAAAUCCCCAGCUUAGUUUUAAGAAUUUAAGAAGGAGCUGUGUUACUGUAAUGAAACACAGGAAGGAUGAAAUCCAUGCUGCAAACUACCCUUCUGGCUUCUUCUGGUACCUUUUUACUGCAACACAGACUGAGAAGGCACAACUGUAGUCCUCAGAUACUAUGCAGAAUGAUAUAUGGACCUGGGCCUCCAA
Ficedula albicollis (Collared flycatcher) is the source of this 2161-nucleotide messenger RNA. RefSeq names its product golgi membrane protein 1 (gene GOLM1). Gene Ontology annotation, cellular component: Golgi apparatus. The record is from RefSeq and is a predicted model, not a curated record. Bases 255 to 1583 code for a protein of 442 amino acids. Lineage: Eukaryota; Metazoa; Chordata; Aves; Passeriformes; Muscicapidae. The transcript is spliced from 10 exons.